CAUUGCUGAAUGCGACCCAGGGUCAGGGAGUAAUCAGGAAGUAGUGCAGGAGAGCCAAGCGUGCAUAGAAGCAAUUGUUACAAAGCAUCAGCGCAUCGUGUCGGCGGAGAGUCAAUCAGGUCGAGGUGCGAGAGGGAGAGCAAAUGGUCAGAAAGCGGACGUUUGAUUACAGCAGGGUGGCAUUGUUUGACAUGACGGACAGGGAGGUGGAAGCUUGGGGAGACAGCGACUUGUGGCCGGGCGGGCCAAGUGUUUUGACCGACACGACGGUGGCCCAGUUCGGCACCAGGUUCGAGGGCCACCACGGCAUGCAGCCAUGGGUCAGCCUGCCCAACUACAAGGCCUACCAGAGCAAAUACGGCCCCAACUACAAGAUUGGCAAGAACUUCCACGGCAUUGACCUCCACCGCGCCAGAAUCUUCGGCACUACCGCUGCCGGCUUCGGUGCCGUUGCUGGUAUCUUCGCCCUCUUCUUCUUCGCCGACAUCCCCCGUGUGAGAAAGGACAUUAUGCAGAAGAUUCCCAUCCUCGGCGACCACUUCGUCCGUGAGAUCGCCCCCGAGGACAACCCCUUCUAGACGUCUCGCCUAAUCACGAACAUGACGUUUCCUGGAGUUGGCUGCUGUGUACACUAUAUUGCCAUGGGGCUGCAGCAUAAAUUGCAUGUUUUCUAGACCUUUUAUCCACUUCUUCA
This is a messenger RNA of Aureobasidium subglaciale EXF-2481, 694 nucleotides long. RefSeq lists its product as uncharacterized. The transcript is spliced from 4 exons. Bases 144 to 578 code for a protein of 144 amino acids. Lineage: Eukaryota; Fungi; Ascomycota; Dothideomycetes; Dothideales; Saccotheciaceae. The record is from RefSeq and is a predicted model, not a curated record. Gene Ontology annotation, biological process: mitochondrial electron transport, ubiquinol to cytochrome c.